UUGGAAAGCACAGCGCCGUUGCCAUUGGCUUUGCGAGAGGCGCUGUCUCUAGGGAGGCAAGCUUGGCGAGGCGGCUCCAACUGGAGCCGGGGCUUCGCUCCCUGUAACCAAGGAGCGAGUGUGUGUACAGCGGCAGACACAGCCCACACAGAGCUCUGCUUGCUUCCAGCCCCUCUUCUCUCCAUGCACCAGGCGGUUCACUCAGCUCGCGCGCUCCUAUUCCCACCUCAAUGGAGGAAGAGACUCCAGCUUUUUCCCGCCUAGCAUCCUGGGCUAUGCUCUAAUGCGCGGACUGGCUCCUAGGUAGCCCAGUUAACGCCGUUCGCUGGACCUCGCCUCGGUCUCUCAGUCUCCGCCCUGCCGGCUCCUCCCUCCCUCCUGCUUUUGCUUGAGAGCCGGGAAAAGGGACCUCAAGCGGCACAGAAGCAGCAGCAACGCGGGAGCGCCAGCCCCUCGCCUCGGUAGCUAAUCUUAUGGCGUCUCACCAGCAAAACAGGAUUCAAGCCUACCUGGAGAAGAACAAGAUCGGGCCCCUCUUCGAGGAAUUGAUGACCAAGCUGAUAACAGAGACUCCUGACCAUCCAAUCCCAUUUCUCAUUGACCACCUCCAGUCAAAACAGGGUAGUCGUAGUCAGCUUCAGAGGACAUUGUCUGGAUCUGCUGCUCUCUGGGCAGAAAGUGAAACUACAGAAAACAAGGGAACAAGAAGGGAUUUCAGAAGUUAUGAUAAACCCUGGCAGACAAAUGCAAAGAAGCCUAAGAAAUCAAAGAGUGACCUUGCAGUUUCCAACAUUUCUCCCCCAUCACCAGAGUCCAAAUCAUGUAAGGAAAUGUUAAGCACAUUUUGUAUGCCAAGAUCAGUAGAACACCCCAAAUGGGAUUGGAGGACAAAAUCAGAACAUCAUGAUUUUGAUGAAUUAAAUCACAUUCUUCAAGAAAGUAAGAAGCUUGGUAAAGCCCUGGAGAAUCUUUCUCGAAGCAUUGCCAUUUCUGAUGAGCUUGAUAAGGAUGCAGCAGCCUUUAAUGCUCCUCUUCUACGACCCCGUGUUGUUGGAGAAUGGGUUGGCCGUGAAGAGAAUGAUGCAGAUCCAUUGGCUGCUGAAAUGCUACAACCUCCAAUACCAAGAAGCAAAAUGGAGCAGUGGGAUAGUGAAGAUAGCAACAGUCCUGGAGGAAGUUUAAAGAUGGAACCAAAGACUAAAGGAUUGAAACAGCAGCAGCAGCAACAUAAGAAGCUACUAGCUGCCAUGCUGUCCCAGGAUUCAUUUGAUUCUGUACAAAGCACAGCUCCAUCAGUAACAGAAGAAGAUAUUGACAAUGAAGAUGAUGCAAUGGAAUUGCUGGAGGAUCUUGAUGAUUUAAGAAUGGAAGGGGUAACCAGUGUCAUUUCUUCUGGGAGCAAAUUUAACCAAACUCGAAGUACACAUACAGCUGAACCACAAGCCAAGGUUACAUUGAACAUCUGUGCAAGAUGUGCCAGACUGCAAGGAGAUAACUUGGCAGAAAGAACAGAGGACGUAUCUGUUGCCUCUCAGACUCUUGAGCAAGAAGCAUCAGAAUCUGUUGUGCCUGGAGCAGAAAUUUCAAUGGAAAGCAGUGAUGAAUUGGAGAAUGUGCUUCAAGCGACAGAGCAGAGUCAAGCAGCUUGGGAUGUAGACAUUAUGGGUUCCAAAAGUGGAGACUCUCCAAGUCAGAAGCUAUUAAAAGAUUCCUUGGCUGUGAAAGAACUUCAAACCAUGGAAAAACACCUUGCUGACAUUGCAAAGGACCUAGCAUUGUGGGAAGAAGGAAGACUAUCACGGAAUACCAGCAGCCAACAAACAAAUAUAGUUACACUAGAUCACCAAGGAAAUUUUAAAGUUUCACCAAGCCAGGAUUCAGGACCUCAAGUGCCAAGUCUGACUGAGAAGGAUAUUCAGCUCCAACUUCAAAGAAACAAAUCACCACCAUUAUCCAUUAACAAUAGACUGCAGGUCUCAAAUGUCACAAACAGUAGGCCUCAAUCUCCCAGUACACAGACCAACAGGUCUUCUUUGCUGCCAGCUCCAUCGAACAGGUCUGUAACCCCAAAUGCUUUGUUACAAAGACCUAUUUCCCCUAGCAACCAACGAAACAAGGAAGGAGUCAUUAGCAUGCAAAGAAGCCGGUCUUUAAUAUCAAACAACCAACUUGGGAGCACCAUCACAAAUCCCUCAGGGCUCCUUGAAACAAGCGGAGACACUCUAGGAAACAUCACUCAAAGAAGCAAUUUGUCUGAAGAUGAAUUCUUGCAACAACCUCAACUUGCUCACCACCCUUGGAUUUUGCCAAGUGACACUGAAAGUGAAGGAGUGGAGGCAGAUCAAGGUAAAUGUUUAUGAAUGAAAUCAGUGGAAGCAACGAAGAAUGGUUUCUCAUAAAUGUGUAACCUGCAAGUGAAAAAUUCUUUUCAUUGAUUAUGAAUAAUAAAAGCUUAUUUUUAUAAAUUCAACACAACAUAAGUGUAAUUAUUUUAAUGUGUGGAUGCUAAAAUGCACUAACCUCACAUCUUAUUAUAGUACAAUGGCCUUAGGUAAAGAUGGUUAACAGUCACUUUUUAAUACAUAGUCCGUAAUAUAAUGUAUUUUGUUUAAUUUAUACCCCUCUUGUUUUCAAUUAGCAUUUGAUAUAUUAAACUUUGCCUGGUGAAAACAAAGUUUACUUAGAUUUUAUGCAUUUAACUUGACUAAGGUUUUCUAUUUCUUAUAUUUUUCUAAACCUUCCUCAUUUUUAAAUCAAUCAACUUUUAAAGUAUUUACCUAUAUCUGCCAGUAUAUAUAUAACAUUGACAUCACAAAUAGUUGGCUAUUCACUCAUAAUCACUGUAGAAAUUUGCUGAGAUAAUAGAAAGGAACGAAUGGGCGGCAUGUGUACUCACACAAGCAUAACUAAGAGGAAUUGGCAGUUUCACAGUGCUUUUACUGGGUUCUAAUUAAAUCUUUUACAAAAUAAACAGACUAUUAAGUGAACUAUAAUGUGGAAUGCAGCAUGCAUAAGUGAAGUAUACUAAUUUUAUAAAUGAUAUCAUAUGCUAAAUGGCUUAAGCAUUUGAAGAUUUAUUAUGUGUGUUUAUGUGUGUUUGAAACAAGUUGACUAUUCUGGGUCUGGGUCUGGCAUUUCAAAUUGCAAAGCUUUCAAAUGAAAGAGCUGUCAGAAUGGCUGCAUUUGCAGUAUCCAUUUAGCUAUUUAUUCUGUUGAGCAUGGGUUUGGUUUAGUGCCUUUUCUCUUUUAUUCUGUUUCUCAGCCAUAAUUGCAUAAUAAAGUUGCCUGCUACUGUUGCAAUAGAUAUACAUUGUCAAAUUACUGAAGAAAUAAACUGAAC
Rhineura floridana is the source of this 3340-nucleotide messenger RNA. It is a transcript of the gene C1H8orf34, whose product is annotated as chromosome 1 C8orf34 homolog. Bases 474 to 2360 code for a protein of 628 amino acids. The transcript has 14 exons. The record is from RefSeq and is a predicted model, not a curated record. Lineage: Eukaryota; Metazoa; Chordata; Lepidosauria; Squamata; Rhineuridae.